GAGGCUAUCCUUCUCGGUUUCCAGCACUACCUGGUUAUGCUUGGCACCACUGUCAUCAUUCCUACUGCUCUUGUUCCUCAGAUGGGUGGAGGAAAUGAUGAGAAAGCUCAGGUGAUCCAGACAUUACUGUUUGUGGCCGGCUUAAACACUCUGUUACAGACCUUGUUUGGAACUCGUUUACAAGGCCUUCUAGUGUUCCUGAAGGAGCUUAUGUUCAGUGGGAAAUUGAGCUACUUGGCUUUGAAAUGCCUAAGGUUCUUUUGACAGAGGGAAUCUCUG
Phoenix dactylifera (date palm) is the source of this 279-nucleotide messenger RNA. Its product is annotated as nucleobase-ascorbate transporter 6-like. The record is from RefSeq and is a predicted model, not a curated record. Lineage: Eukaryota; Viridiplantae; Streptophyta; Magnoliopsida; Arecales; Arecaceae.